AUGUCCAGCCAUGACGCACAGGACGACGCGGAUCUCAUUUCGCACGCCGGGGAGAUCUUUUCGCCCGUUAUACUCCCUGUGAGCGGGCGUACGGUGCCGAACAGGCUCGUCAAGGCCCCGCUUUACGAGCACUUCUGCUCUCUCUGGGAUGGCAACCCAAAUGACGCCCUCUGCGCCCUCUACGCCAAAUGGGGCGCCGGCCACUGGGGCGUCAUCAUCACGGGCAACGUCCAAGUCGACCGCAAGCACCUCUCCUUCGGACGCGACAUGACCAUCCCAGAGGUCCUCUCCCCAGCGACGCUCGCCCCCUGGGUCCGCCUCGCCGACGCCAUCCACACCGGCCGCGCCUCGCCGCUCGACACGCCCCACCCAGAAGCCGCCGCGCACGCCGACCUCGGCACCCCGCUCGCGCUCAUCCAGCUCUCGCAUGGCGGUCGGCAGUCGUUGAAUGUCCUGGGCGGCCGCCCCGCGUUCGAGCCGCCGCUCGCGCCCAGCCCCAUCCGUUCGGGCGCGUCGCACGCGGGUAAAGACGGGCAGCUCUCGCUGGCUAUUCAUAAACUGAUGCACCAGGAGCCGCGCGAGAUGACGCACGCGGAUAUCAAACAAGCCGUUGCCUCCUUCGUUCGCGGCGCCGAGCUUGCUGCGCUGAGCGGGUUCGACGGUGUCCAAGUUCAUGCUGCGCACGGAUAUCUCGUAUGCCAGUUCAUCUCACCCAAGAGCAAUAUUCGUACGGAUGACUACUCGGCAACCACGGACCCGCUCCAUUUUUUGCGCGACGUUGUCUACGGCAUCCGCGAAUCCGAAGUAAUCCCGGCCAACUUCGUGAUCGCAGUAAAGCUCAACUCCGCAGACUACACUGCAGACUCCACCGAACCACAGGAGGAUCGCGCGCUCAACCACGUGCGCGAGAUCGGGAAUUGGGGCCUCGUAGACUUCAUCGAAGUCUCCGGCGGCGACUACGAAGACCCACAGUUCAUCGACAGCGUGCAGAAGUUCAAGAACCCACGUCAAGUCAUGUUCGAGGCUUUCGCCUCGCGCAGCAUGGACAUCCUCGCACACUGCACACCCUCCGCCACAGCGCGCGGCGCCCCGCCGCUCGUCUGCCUCACCGGCGGACUGAACACCCUCCCCAAGAUGUCCUCCGUGCUCGGCCACGCGCACGCGCACCUGCUCGGCAUCGGCCGCCCCGCCGCCACGCACCCCCUGCUCCCCAUCCAGCUGCACGCCGCCGUCUCCUCCCACUCUACCGACUUCUUCAUGACCGAGCCGCUCCCCCUGCGCGCCGACGGCCUGGGAGAACCUCCGCGCUCGCUGCUCUCCUGGCGCGCGCUCGAGCGCGUGACGUUCUACGUGCUCUCGCUGCUGUGGUCUCUGCAGCCGGCGCGCGUGCCGCGGCUUGUGGGCGCGGGCGGGGACGUGAACUGGCACAAUAUCGUGAUGCGCCGCAUCGCGGCGGGGGAGAAGGAGCCCACGGACUACACGCUGGGCAAGAUAGGUGCGACCGUGCGCUUCUACCUCACGCCAUAUCCGCCGAGUGAGGGCGGCGCGGGCGCGCGGUGGUGGGUGCUCGCGGGCGUGGUCGGGGUCGCUAUUGGUGUCGGACUGGGACAGGUGCUUUGAUGUCUGGGGCUACUAGAGUCUAGGGUAUUGACAAGGUAAUUAAUAUGUGAAGUGGUUGGGCUACCUGCACCCUAAUGUAGCAUUCAGACCACCGCACGGCCGGUAAUGCAAAUGCUACGUAUUAUACCCC
Messenger RNA from Trametes versicolor FP-101664 SS1, 1750 nucleotides. RefSeq names its product FMN-linked oxidoreductase. Gene Ontology annotation, molecular function: FMN binding; oxidoreductase activity. The transcript is spliced from 6 exons. Lineage: Eukaryota; Fungi; Basidiomycota; Agaricomycetes; Polyporales; Polyporaceae. The record is from RefSeq and is a predicted model, not a curated record. Bases 1 to 1620 code for a protein of 539 amino acids.